AUGGAACGGACGAAACUGCAACCCAAUCUUACUAAAGCAGUGCUCAGAGCUACUCAGUUUCUCUUCCAGCUCCUAGAAGAAGCAAAAGAGCCAAUAGAUUUCUCAAAGCUGAAAGAACUUUAUCUCCCUUGCAUUGAUGGGAAGUUAUAUCCAUCAAACACUUUAGUAUUUAGUUUCUACCAAUCUGGCCAAGAACCCCCUGCUUUGAAAAACACACUUCGCUUUCUGGUUGAUCUCUCUGAAUGUUCCAUAUCAGUGGACAAGUAUAAGCAGUGGAAACUUCUGUGCUUCCUACCUGAAAACCUGCGCCCCAUGUAUUUCAAUAACAUAGUUGAAGAACAACUAGAAGAGUCUUCUCUGAAACUGUGUAUCUAUCAGGAACACUGUGAGUUUCGAAACAAUCUCAGAGAACUUCUGGUUUCUCUUGAAUUCCAGAAUGCGCUGAUUGCACUGCUGAAAUGGCAGAGUAAAACAGAGGAGAUAGAAGGCAUGAAUGAUGGACUCUUCUCUCCAGAUCAACUAGAAGUGGUGUGCUGUGAAAAGCUCUCCACUGUAAUGGUCUAUGACUUGCAACUUUUAGAAGGAACUCGGUGUGACAAGACAGUGCAUGCUGCAACAAUGCCAGAUGACAAGACAAAAAUGUACCUUAUUCACCAGGAAAACAUGACUCUGCAAGAUGGAGUACAUAUUUUCUCAGUUCUAACUCAAGAAGUUAAUAAGCUUUUGGGAGACAGACUUCAUCAUGAUGCUAUGGGGAUUCUCAUGGAGAUUUUGGUUUGCGAGGGACCUAAAGGCAUCGCUGCAGUUUUAGAGAAGCACAGAGUGCCCCUGUAUCAGCAGGCAAAACUAAAUGCUUAUGACCUUCCUCCUCCAGGAGAAGACAUCCCUGAGGAAUGGUAUGACAGCCUGGAUAUGAGCAUUCUGCAUACCUUUGUGAAGGGAGAUUAUGUGGGCUAUCUGGAUUCUACCCAGCCCAAAGAGCAUUACCUGUAUGCUGUUGUCCUUGAAAUACUUGAGUCAAAGAAGAAUGGUGCUGGUCAAAUACACAUAUAUCGCAUUGACUUGGGAGGUGGUCGGCAAGAAGAAGUGACUGCGUAUGACUUGUACCACUUCAAGAGAAAUAAGCCAGUCUCCGAUUCAAAUAAAACAGUAGUGCUGUCUGUAGGUUCCACUGAUGCUGCCCAAAUGGUAAGACCAGAUUUGAAUGACCAUUGGCACCAACGGCCACUGAGCGAGGUCAAGAAAGAGAUAGAUGAGUGCCUAGCUCAAGUUUGGAGACUUUCAGAAGAGGAGAAGAGGAAAGCCCUUAGAAGAUUAUAUCUGUGUUACCACCCAGAUAAAAAUCUUGGCCAAGAAGAUUCUGCUAACGAACUCUUCAAGUACCUUAAAGAAAAGAUCAAGGAGAUGGAGAAGGGAAUGUGGUCAAAUGGCUCCAAUGAAGGAUCCAAAAGUAGCAAUUCCCAUCGCAGAAACUUCUCAGACUGUUGGAGUGAAUGGGAUCAGCAAGCUCAUCAACAUCAACAGAGGCACUAUGAAUUUACCAGCCGAAGGCCGGCUGGAAGAAGUGGUGGUGGAGGAGGUGGUGGAGGAGGAGGAGGAGGAUGCAGCAAUUACAAUUUCUGGUCAUACCAUCAGUGUGGUCCAAACUCUUCAAGAUCACAACCAAAGCACUGUUUCCUAGAGGCAAAACGUUGGCUCCGUCAAGCAGAAUGCGAUUUGCAGGUAGCAGCCAGCAAUGCUGGAAAUGGCAGCACUGAAUGGCUGCUUUAUAUGGUUUUCCGGGCUAUGGAGAAGACUCUGACAGCAGUUGAGUACAACCAGGGAGGUGGCUUUGAGAGGAAUCUGUCUCUUGCAAAGCUGGCUGACAAGGCGGCAUCUUAUGGAUGUGAGCUGGCUAAACUCCCUGAGCAGAUAGCGCUGCUCAGGGAGCACGGCGUGGAUGACAAGAUUACACAGUAUCCCAAAUAUCACACUUUACCCACCAUUCCUCAUGAGGCCUUUUCUGACUGCAAAGAGCAGGAUGUGUUACUGUUAGCUUGGGAGAUCUUAAACAUGGUUAAGAGUUGGCUCGGCCUCUAAAUAAACCUGGAAAUAUUAAAAGCUGGGAGAGACCACUGUAUAUGUAAUGCAGCAAUGCCUGUAAAGACAUUUUGCAGAUAGAUGCUUUAAAAUGAGAAAGAUUGUUCUUUAGAAAAAAAUAGCCCCAUAAAACUUGUUUUCUUUGUAGAUGGUAAAAUGAUGUGUCUAUGAAAACAGCAUGUAUAUUCUUUAAUUCCUGACAUUCCAUUAUUUGUCUUUUAAUAAAUUGCUUUAAUAAACUUAGCUUUGUUAAGUAAUUAACAAAUUGUAUAUUUAUGGAGGGGAGCAAAGAGAAUUAUUACAGCCAUAGGUUCUGUUAUGUAUUAACAGUUGUGCCUUUAAAUAUUUGAGCGGGAAAUCAGCACGUUGCUGAUUGGACGAAGCCUCCAGCAGAACUGUAUAAAAGGAGAGGUUUUUGCCCCAGCCUGUUGCUGGGUUCACCCUAUAUUAAAGAGCUGUUGUCACUA
Messenger RNA from Ahaetulla prasina, 2546 nucleotides. Its product is annotated as sacsin-like. The record is from RefSeq and is a predicted model, not a curated record. The coding region runs from base 1 to 2079 and encodes 692 amino acids. The transcript has a single exon. NCBI's taxonomy places the organism in Eukaryota, Metazoa, Chordata, Lepidosauria, Squamata, Colubridae.